CCCCAAUUGGAUGAUGAUGGACCAAACCAUAAGAUAAAGCCACUUGUCUUUAUAAAAGUUAAAAAGAAAAAAACAGUUACUAAUAAUUAAUUACACGUGUCGUAAAAGGAGCUAAUAAGUUAGGAAGUAAAAGUCCCACAUCGGAGAGACAGAAAAACUAUAGCUUGUUUAUAUAUGUCUAGAAAGCAUCAUUGGCCACGACCUUACUUGAACAGGAUCUGUUCUAUAGGCUCGUACCUCUGUAUCCUUGAUUUCUAAGGAGACAGUCCCUAAACCCUGGUUGAUGAAUCAUGGCCGUGCGAUCUGAGUGUGAUUAACGGCUGCGAUUGUCUUCGGACUCUCUAAGCUGUAGAGGAUCGCUACCUAGUCUGGCUUGACCUCUCUAGGGUGGUCGCACGGUUGUCUGACAGGCUCUCCUUUUUUUUGUUUUUUCUUCCCGUAUGAACUUUCAAUUUCUUAUACUUUUAACCGCAGACAAAUUUGUUUUUCGUCCCCAAACUUUUAAUUUAUGACAUUUAAACCUAGACCUUUUUAAAUUGCGCUUACACCCUCAACAUUUCGGUAAUAGCUCAAAUACUUGCAGGGUAAAACCACCAGGGACCGAGUGAUAGACGGUGUGGUGGCAUAAGACCAAUGUGAUGAAAUGCUCAUGGACUCCUUCUCUCUCAUCAAGGACAAGAAUCAAACCCAACACUGUAAACAUACUCUUCAACGAAGAAAGUAACUGAACACGGAACUCAGUGAAGAAGGCAAGAAUAUCCGAACAAAAAAGUAUAUAAAGCCACUCUCUCUUACCCUCUAUAACUAAUAGUAUCAAACUUGUUACAAAUAUGAGUGUUAUGGAAUCGUUGCAUCGAGUAGAAACACUAAUCUCUGGUCUCCAUCACCACCCUCGUACUAACAACACCAACAGAAACAGAGUACCCAGAUCUGUCAAGAUCUUCAACGCAGCUAAUCAUGUAAACCCAAGAAAGUGUCAGUGUUUCGAUCUCUACAACCAAUUGGUUCCAUACGAUAAAGCUUGGACAUGGCAGAAAAGCCUUGUCGAGGAGAAACAAAUAUUGCUUGAUAGAAACCAAGACUGUCCAGACACUCUGAUUCUAUUACAGCACUCUCCUGUCUACACAAUGGGAACUGGCAGCUCAGAGGAGUAUCUCAACUUCGACGUAAAGGACGCUCCUUUCGAUGUGUAUCGAACUGAGCGUGGUGGUGAAGUCACUUACCAUGGCCCUGGUCAGCUAGUUAUGUAUCCUAUAAUCAACCUUAGGAACCACGAGAUGGAUCUUCAUUGGUACCUCAGGACGCUUGAAGAGGUUGUCAUCCGUGUUCUUUCCUCAGCUUUCUUCAUCAAAGCUUCACGUCUUGAUGGUUUAACUGGUGUUUGGGUUGGCAGCCAAAAGGUGGCGGCCAUAGGGAUUCGUGUGUCGAAAUGGAUAACGUAUCAUGGUCUGGCUCUUAAUGUCACAACGGAUUUAGCACCGUUUAACUCGAUAGUUCCAUGUGGGAUUAGAGACAGGCAAGUUGGGAGCAUAAAGGGUUUGCUUGGAGAUGGAGAAGAACAAGGAAUGGUUGGGGAUUUGAGGUUAAUGGAUGUAGCUCAUGAGUCUUUACUGAAGGAGUUCUCUGAAGUUUUCCAGCUUCAAAUCGAGAAGCAAACAGUUUCAGAUCUUAAUAUUCUGAAAGCUGAGUCUUUCAAAUGUUUGUAGUGAUAAAAAUCCUUGCAACCUCUAUAACAUUAUUUGUAAUCUCUUUGAAUAUAAAAGGUUUAUUGGCUGUUUGUCAUUAUUGUAAACUAUUUGCUCAAAUAGUUACUCGCACUUUAUACCA
This is a messenger RNA of Brassica rapa (field mustard), 1827 nucleotides long. Its product is annotated as octanoyltransferase LIP2p, chloroplastic. Gene Ontology annotation, biological process: protein lipoylation. Gene Ontology annotation, molecular function: lipoyl(octanoyl) transferase activity. NCBI's taxonomy places the organism in Eukaryota, Viridiplantae, Streptophyta, Magnoliopsida, Brassicales, Brassicaceae. The record is from RefSeq and is a predicted model, not a curated record.